Messenger RNA from Daldinia childiae, 2079 nucleotides. RefSeq lists its product as uncharacterized. The transcript is spliced from 3 exons. The record is from RefSeq and is a predicted model, not a curated record. Bases 1 to 2079 code for a protein of 692 amino acids. NCBI's taxonomy places the organism in Eukaryota, Fungi, Ascomycota, Sordariomycetes, Xylariales, Hypoxylaceae.
AUGGACGACGUUCCGCCACCUCCGUAUACCGAAACUGACAUUCAUUCACAUUCAAGUCGUUCACCUGUCGCUCAACCUGGGGCGAACGACGAUAAUGUCUCUGUUACUACAUCAUCCCAUAGUACUACAAUCUACACCCCACCGGAAACUCCGCGAGAGUCGCACCUCAACUUCCCUGGAAGUGAUGAUCGUCAUACAAUAGCCUCUGCUCAUUCUUACUUCGAGUCGCGCUCUACUAUCAGAGGUGCGACCGGCAAACCCUUCGUGAUUUCAUUAGCUAUCACAGAGGAUGCCUCUCCAGAUGAUUUCCCAUACCCGGGCUGGGCAAGAGAACAUGACACUACCGAGCAAGACUGGCAGACAUUUCUUAACUAUCUCUUGCCUGAUCAUGUCUCGCGGACGAACUCGAAUGUAAUCGAGCGUAAAUUACAGGCUGAGGAUGAGAAGCAAUCGUCAAAUACCAGCAGAAGCAUUGCCGAGGCGCAACUAGGCCAAAUUAAAUCAUCUACUAAUUUGGCGACGCAAACUUCGCAUGACGUCGAUGCCAUGAUCCGAGAAUGGAAUGAUGGCUUUUUUGGCCCUAGAGGUGUGACUAUUGAACGAACUACGCCUCAACCCCCCAGCACAUCGCGGACACCCGCUACCCAACAAAUUCCCCCUGUCGAACCCCAGCCUCAGCCUCAACCCCAACCCCAGGGGCAAUCUUCCAGAUCAUGGUGGAACCCAUUCCGACCCCUCGAGGCAAAUGGCCGGGGCCUCCGUAUGGGGCGUCUUACCAUUGAUAAUGAUCGCGUCUCGUUCGGCGACUCGUUCGAAGUAGAUCGCAACGGCGGCGUGGCGGUGGCCGAGGGCGCUGGUGGCGAGAUCGCCCUGACCAUGGUCACCAGGGAUCGCCGCGAUCGCUCACCCAGUUUAAGCUCUAGCGGUUCUUCCUCGUCUGACUCAGAUUCAGGGUCUAGUAUCGGCAGCCUCCCUGAUUGCGACGAUUUAAACGACUCUCAGCUUCCUUAUGCCAAGCAAUCGAUCCGCACAUGGCUCGAUCACCCGGAGCAGCCCGUGACCAAGGGGAUGCUCAAGGCGUUGCGGUCCGAAAUCAAGGCCGCGAAGAAUGCUCCUCCACCAGCUGACGACCCGACAUGGGAGGUUAAUAAGCAGGCGACGCGCCGAGAGGUACAAGCGUUGCUCGCGCGAUUUCAAAACUUGAAGCGGGAGCAAAAGCGACGCGCGAGAGCACUGCGUAAGGAGAAGAGGGAGCAGAAGAAAGCAGAAGCAGAGCGGGAGCGCAGGGAGCGAAGAAGGGCAAGAAGCGAGAGCGGAGACAUUUACAGCGCGACGUCAGAAGCGCCGAGCGCGAGAUGGAAGGACGUUCUAGACGCGGUCCUGGUCCCGGUUUCCCCUUCGGUCGCGGCGGCAGAGGGCGAGGCGGACCCUUCGGUGGCCACCAUCCGCGCCCCUGGGAAGCGCACGUCCAACACGCAAAGCAGCAGGCCGAGCAAGCGAGAGAUCUUGCAACAACAAGCAAACCAAGCUAGAGAUCUCGCGCAGCAACAAGCUAAUCAAGCUAAAGCUCACGCACAACAGCAAGCAAACCAAGCUAGAGCUCAUGCACAAGCAGAGGCGAACAUGGCACGGGCUGAAGCGCAGAGGACAGCGAGUGCAGCUCGCGCCCAAGCUGCAGCCACGGCGGCUGCCGCUAUGUGGGCGUCUGUUCCAAGGGGGUACUCUCCCUGGGGUUCAGCGCCGCCGCCGCCUCCUCCUCCGCCGCCAGCAUCAGCACCGACGAACGAUAAGCUCCGGGCAGCAGACACCCUAGACGCACAGAUCAUGGACAAAGUACGUUCGCUAAGGGCGCUACGCGAGACGAUCGAGCGGGAACAGACAGAGGCGGCGCUACGUGGGGGAGAAGAACGAGGCGAGGACAAGAAGAGCACGAGUAAGGAGGUAGAAGCCUCGGUCCUGGAAGAUGACAUUGAGAGGCUACAACAGGAUGUUGAGAGGUUGCGGUUUGAAGGCUUGCAGUUACAGGCCGACGAAGAGCUUGCGAGGAGGUUGCAGGAGGAAGAGCAUCAACGCGGAUAG